AAACAUAUUCCAACAUAAUACGAACAACUUGUGCAAGAACAACAUCAAGUGUUGUCUUAAACCCUAAAGUACUCCUAAAACUCAUCCCACAAUCAUGAAGUUCAUCAACUUAGCCCUUUGUUGCUUCUUCUUCAUCAUUUUUUUCUUCUCAAAACCCUCUCUUCAAGCUUAUCCUCCUGCACCUUCAAUAAACCCUAGACUUUUCAAUGCUUACAUUGCUCUUCAAGCUUGGAAACAUGUCAUUACUUCCGACCCAAGAAACUUCACGAGGAAUUGGUAUGGAUACAAAGUUUGCAACUACACCGGAGUUUACUGUGCUCCGGCUCCAGAUAACCCUAAAAUCACCACUGUCGCUGGAAUUGACCUCAACCAUGCAAAUAUCUCUGGCUACUUGCCUGAAGAUCUUGGUUUGUUGACUGAUUUAGCUGUUUUUCAUAUAAACUCCAACAGAUUUGUUGGCACUAUCCCAAAAUCUUUUUCGAAGCUUCGAGUUCUUUAUGAACUUGACGUGAGUAACAAUCUUUUGUAUGGUAAAUUUCCUUCGGUUGUUCUCUCUCUUCCUUCUUUGAAGUUUCUUGAUAUUAGGUAUAACCAAUUCAAAGGAAAUGUCCCUUCAAAACUUUGGGAUCGAAAACUCGAUGCCCUUUUCAUAAACAACAACGAUUUUCAGUUUGCAUGGCCCAAAAACUUCGGAAAAUCAACCGUUUCUGCCUUGGUCAUGGCAAAUAUUAAAGUCAGGGGAUGUAUACCACCAAGUAUAGCAAAUAUGUCGCAAACGCUAAAUGAGAUUAUUCUCACGAAUGCUGGCUUAAAUGGAUGUUUGCCAGAAGAAUUAGGGUUGUUGAAAAAUGUGACGGUUUUUGAUGUGAGUUUUAACAAUCUUGUUGGAAAGUUGCCAGAGACAAUUGGAGGUAUGAAGAAAUUGGAACAUCUCAACGUGGCACAUAACAAGCUCUCGGGAGAGAUUCCGGCUAGUAUUUGCUCGUUGCCAAGGUUGGAGAAUUUCACCUACUCAGAUAAUUAUUUCUGUGUUGAACCGAAGAUUUGUCUCAAGUUGAAGGACAUAGAUGAUAAGAAGAAUUGUAUACCCUAUCGGCCAUCACAACGUUCAGUCAAUGAAUGUAAGACAUUUUAUUCACAGGGUCCAGUGGAUUGCAGUUCAUUUGGUUGUAGCUCAAGAUCUCCUCCACCACCACCACCGUCACCUCCACCACCACCACCUCCACCACCACCUCCUACAAAAUCACAUUUUUACCAUUAUCCUUGAUUGACGAUCAGUUGUGUUUCUUUGACUUUGGUUUGCUUUUACGUGAUUGGAUAGGUAUUGAACUAAAAGGAAAAAAGAAAAUUAAAAAAAUCAGGCUGUAUCAUUGAAUAAAUUAUAUACAUGUAAGAAAGGUAGACUUUCUCUUUUUAAAUGUUUUUUUUUUUUUUUUUU
Molecule: messenger RNA, 1438 nt
Organism: Lycium ferocissimum
Lineage: Eukaryota; Viridiplantae; Streptophyta; Magnoliopsida; Solanales; Solanaceae
Product: leucine-rich repeat extensin-like protein 6
Exons: 1
Coding region: 95-1267 (390 amino acids)
Molecular function (GO): protein binding
Source: RefSeq, a predicted model, not a curated record